GUGGACAUGCCAUCAGUUGUAAACAAAGAUGGCGCCGCGAGUCCCUGAUGAGAUUGACGUGUUCACCGCCCCGCACUCCCGCAUGAAGGAGCUGGUCAACAUCUACACCAGGAAGAUGAGUUGCGUUGACUUUCGGGACGUGCCAGAGGUGGUGUCGCUGCUGCAGGACCUGGACACCACCUUAUGGGAGUUCAAGUCACAUGAGUCCAUUGAGAACAUCUUCAUCAUGGACCAGCUCAAGAACCGCCUCAAGCAGCACCAGAUAUCCAACACCGCUGUGUGUGACUGCCACAACGACAACCAGCUCUCCGAUGUGGUGCAGCUGGUUCGGCGCGGCACACAGGUGAGGGAGCGCAGCGUUGGGGAGCGCAUCACCUUCGGCCAGCAGCUGCAGGAGGCAUUCCAAGCAUUCGUUAACACCUUCUUGCCCCACAUGGAGGAGGAGGAGCAGGUGUUUCAGCCCAUGUUGGUGGAGUAUUUUGACUAUGAGGAGCUGAAGGUACUGCGUGAGAUAGUCCUGAAGGAGCACGAGCUGGCCAAGGAGAGAUGGCACAUGGAGAAGGCACAGGAUCUUCAGGAGGGACAGCCAGAGACCCACAGUUCAGUGAAGGACCUGCGGGACUUGGACUGGGACCUCUGCAGUCUGACAGGGACACUGGACGAACUGGAGGCUCAAGAUGGUGAACUUGGCUGUCUUCCCCCUCCUCUCCCCCUCCCACCUGAGCAGCCUCCUCUCCCCCCUGACCACUCCCUCCACCCUCACACGCCCUGCCACACUCUCCCACACCUCACGCAGGAAGACAGCUACAGCUCGCCUUACCCAGACCCCCAGACUGACAACUACCUCUUGUCAGACUACCAGGACCUCUCAUUUGACAGCCACACUCACCACAUUCCAACACAAGAUCAUAGUUUGUCCCUGUCACCCUAUUCUGUCACCACCGCCACCGCCACUGCUAUCGCCGCCUCUCCUGCUCUCCCCACGGAUGUUCUGGUGGAGAUAUUUCGAUACCUGACGCCUCCUGACCUUGGAAGAUGUGCUCAGGUGUGCUCUGCAUGGAAUAGUGCUGUCUUCUCCCCAACUCUCUGGCCAGCAAUCUUUCCGGUGCAGUGGGCUCGAGGCAUCUGGGAGCAGCGUGACGUGGGGCUGUGUGGCGUGCUGGAGGACGAGGCGUUCCAGCAGCAGCAGCAGCAGCAGUAUGGUUGUGGCAGCAGGAAGUGGGAUGAGGAUGCUGAUGUGGAUGAGACAGAGGAGGUAGAGGAGAGUGCUCUGGCAGUGAGGGAGUGCAGGGUGAUGGAAAGCCUGGUGCAGUGGGUGUUGCCGAGGGUGGGGGCAGGUGUCAGCACGCUGGUAGUGGAUGUUGGGCAGGGCAUUACCUCCCGUCUCCUGCACCAAGCCCUCCUGCUGUGCCCCAACCUGACCUUCCUCUCUGCCGCCCACUCCUCUGUGGACUCCUACACCUUCAAGGGGCUGUGGCUCCAGGGCAGCCUGCGCAAGCUGUGUCACCUAGACCUGCAGGGGUGUGAGCUGGUGGACGACUCCACCCUGCACUACCUGGCGCUGUGUGUGGGCCAAGGCAGCGGCCAGACCACCACAGCCCUGCCCGCCCAGUCCUACCUGGAGGAGCUAGUGUCUGAGGGCGACUGCUGCCGCUGUGGGUACUCUGGUCCGGCCUGGCCCAACAUGCCCUGCCAGGGGAGGAACACACAGAGGCCUCAGGGCAUGCAUCUCAAUUCAUCCCACGUAGACAUUGAGGAGAUCUACUGCCCCCGUGGCCCAGCGGGCUGGGAGGUGACGAUGGGAGACAAUGUGUGCAGGAGUUCCAUCCCGUCCUCACACAGCCGGUCGUUGCUGGCAUCUCUUAACCUGUCUGGGUGUUGGCGUGUCAGGGACAAGGGACUGCUAGCACUGGGAGCGGCCGGGGGACUGCUGGGCCUCACCUUCCUGGACCUGAGUGGUUGCUACCAGCUGACAGGCCAGGGGCUGGAGACUGUGGCUCGCGUGUGUCCGGCACUGCCUGCCGAGAAGCUGUGGUACUGUGACGACAUCCUGGAUGGUCCCUUCCCUACCAUGGCCAAUGGGUGUGCCAACCUGGCCAACCCGGUGAGGAUAUGUUGCCGCAGUGGCCAGUAGGAUCACGCCAGGCCCUGCCACACUCAACACACCAGCGCGUUGCUUCUGGUUCCUGCCGAGGCUGCUUGGGGCUGCUUCCUCUCCAGUUUUUGUGAAAAUGGGUGAAGGUUCAACCAUUACAGUCACUGCUUGGCUACAAGAGAGACUUGCAAGGUGUGUGGUGUUCCUGUGCCUCUUGGAGCACAGCAUGCCACACACCUGCAAUGUGUCAGUGGGCAGACCACUCCCACACUGCAGCAGCACAGAAGCCACACCAUUGUUGGAUGGGCCAUCACUGCCAUCAUCCAUCCACCAGUCACUAGUCAAACAUUCUCCUCCAAAAUAGUCUGCAUGUAUUUGACAAGUGAGUGAGUCUGCCUGACCCAUCUGUGGCGCACGUUGAGUAGCAGUGUUCUCCGAGCACGUCAUACACACAACUCAACACCAUAAGGACAAGCCUGAGCUGCAUUGUGGCACGGUUUUCUAAGUGGAAUUGGGAACACUUACCUGGAAGCAGCAGUGAGUGAGCAGCCUUCCAGCAGUGUCAUGUUGCUGUGGUAGGUGCUGGUGUCGUCUUGGGUGUUGUAGGGAACACACCGUCACACCACUGACUUGUUUGAACCCUCCACUGUGCAGCCUGUCUUGCCUCCUCUGUCUUUGCACAAGCUCCUACUGGUUGCCUGGCAUUGAAUUGCACCAGGCAGCGAGGAACUCUGGUGAGGCAACAGGCAUCUUUAGUCAUAACUACCAUUAGAUGAGUAGGUCAACAUGUCAGUGCAACAAGACUACCUAAUUGACCCUCCAUAUUCUUAGCCUACUGUAAUGCCACCCAGGCAUGUGUACCACUGCAGGACACUCAGAUAGCCAUUGCCUGCACACACACACACACACACACACACACACACACACACACACACACACACACACACACACACACACACACACACACACACACACACACACACACACACACACACACACACACACACACACACACACACACACACACACACACACACACACACACACACACAUUCAGCAGUCCCUUGGUAGCCUGAAAUCCCUGACACUCGAAAUAUAUCACUCGACCAUAAACCAAUAAUUUUAAACAAGACUAGUAUCCUUCUUUUGUCCGUCUGUCUGUCUAUCUUCCUACCAAGCUGGCAAUUCAACAUGUGGUGGACCAGAUAAGGUACCAAAACACCACACAAUUCCUCACAUACAUUACUCUCUCAAGAUCAUAGGAAUUGACAGGUUUGCAUUGCUUUCCCUGUACAUACAUCAGAACAGUGUGGGAAGCCAGGGUAUGCUUCUUGGAAAUUUCUACCUAAUUGUGUAUGCCAUGUUCUGUCUGGUGUGGCUGGCGGCAGUGAGCUAUGAGCCUCUGUAGCUUAGAGGAAAGGGGAAUGCUACCUGCUUGAGCUGAAGUUUUGUGGAGGUAGUGAUGGUCAGCCUGAUGUGAAUGUCAAGGCAGUGAUUUGAAGUUUUGUGAAAGAGAAACCCAACUCAUCUUUUUUUUAGUGCUGGUGUGUGCGUGUGUGUGUGUGUGUGUUUCUCUGUUUGAUCUGCUGCAGUCUCUUACAAGACAGCCAGACGUUAUCCCAUGGAACGAGCUCAGAGCUCAUU
Molecule: messenger RNA, 3739 nt
Organism: Portunus trituberculatus (swimming crab)
Lineage: Eukaryota; Metazoa; Arthropoda; Malacostraca; Decapoda; Portunidae
Product: F-box/LRR-repeat protein 5-like
Exons: 8
Coding region: 29-2134 (701 amino acids)
Biological process (GO): SCF-dependent proteasomal ubiquitin-dependent protein catabolic process; intracellular iron ion homeostasis
Cellular component (GO): SCF ubiquitin ligase complex
Molecular function (GO): protein binding
Source: RefSeq, a predicted model, not a curated record